Molecule: messenger RNA, 837 nt
Organism: Alternaria triticimaculans
Lineage: Eukaryota; Fungi; Ascomycota; Dothideomycetes; Pleosporales; Pleosporaceae
Exons: 4
Coding region: 1-837 (278 amino acids)
Molecular function (GO): ATP binding; ATP-dependent chromatin remodeler activity
Source: RefSeq, a predicted model, not a curated record
AUGCGUCAUACCAUUGUGGUGCCUACAUACAGUCAGCUUCAAGCUAUCGAAGACGGCAAGAAGGAGCCAGGAGAACGCGAUAGACGCUUGAGGACCAUCUUGGACGAAGGACAAUGCAUCCGCAACCGGCAUACCAAUCAGCUGAAAAUCGACUGUGACGUCUACAACUACGGCGAAGAAGCUGGUGCUCGUAAGGAGCGACUUCUCUUCGACAAAAGGCACAGCGUCUUCACGGGGGCUCGUGCGGGACACACGGUUGUAGUGGCAAGCUACAGCCAGCUGCAAAACCUAAAGGAUACCGAGAGUGCGCAUGAGCAGCGGCACAAGCUUUUCCUCCGCAUCAUUCUUGACGAAGCUCAAUGUAUCCGUAGAUGCGAUCGGACCCGCCAAGGCAAGAUUCUCAUGUCAUUCGAUGCACAUUUCAAGGCCGUCUUCACAGGAUCUCCUGUGGUAGACACUAUCCUGGACUUCGAUGGCACCGACGAGGUUCGAAAAUCACGGUACGACAAGUUCAAGGAAGGCCUGGCUACCGGUGUCAACAACCGCUCCGAGCCCCUCGAAGAUUGGCACAGCGACUGCAGCUCAGUGGACGAGCCAGAUGCUCAACAGAUCAAAGAGUCAAUCGAAGAAGGGUGGCAGUGCUCCCACUGGCCUGCACUCGUAAGAUACAACGGUGAUCGACCACCAAGCCUGGUUCGCAAUGACAGGAGGAAAAUCGACGGCAAGACUAUCGUGAAGGAUGUUUCACCUCCAGUUCAGGAGAACCCCAACGACAUGUACUAUCCCAGGGUCUUGGAUAGUAACAAGUACUACUCGAUCGCUACUUUCAGGCACUAG